AUGAAACCUUUUUUAUUCGUAUUAUUAUUGAUUAGUGUUUUAACCGAUGCAAAACGUUAUAAAUGUAAUAAUAGACUUUCUUGUGGUUGUGGUUCAUCGAAUGUUGAAAUAAAUUCACGUAUUAUCCAUGGUGAACAAGCAAUACGAUGUAGUUGGCCCAUGAUUGUAUCGAUACGCUAUGAUUUUAUUCAUAAGAAUUUAUCAAUGCAUACUUGUGGAGGAACUAUUCUUACAGAUUCAUAUAUUCUCACUGCAGCUAGUUGUUUAGAAGUAAUAAGUGAUGAUAUAAAAUUUGCGAAUAUAAGUAUUGCUGCUGGUAUGCACAGUAGAUCUGAAUCAGAUCAAAUCAUACGAGAAGUUGAUCAAAUUAUAAUUCAUCAAAAUUGGACACGUACACAGAAUGGAUAUCAUCAUGAUAUUGCUUUAGUUCAUUUAUCACAACCACUUAAUUUUCGUAUGAAUUCUUGUAUUACACGAACAUGUCUUCCAUCACAAUUAAAUACUCUCAAAGAAUUGUUACAAUAUCCAUUACCAGAUGAAACUUUAGUUGUUGCUGGAUGGGGACAUACAAUUUAUUCUGAAAAUCACUCAGAUAUUUUACAACAAGCAAUGGUUUUUUCAAUUGGCCAUAAUGAUCCAAAAUGCAAUAAUAGUGUCAGUGAUUUAAAGGGACAAUUCUGUGCAGGAAUGCCUUACACAAAUACAGGUUCUUGCCAUGUUGAUAUUGGUAGUCCAAUAUUCCAUUGGAUCGAAGAUCAUUGGGAACAAGUUGGUAUUACAUCCUUGAGACCAGGUAGUUGUAGAAAAAAUUCAGCUAUUGUUUAUACACGAACUGCAUGCUAUCGUGAUUGGAUUGAAGAACAUAUUAAGACUAAUGAUAAAAUUACAGAAGAAAUAUCUUUCACGAUAACUCUUCCACCAAUAGAUAUAACAGAUGUACCUUCAACUACUUAUUUAUGUGAUAAAUAUGUAGUACCAUGUGGUUGUGGUCGUCGAAGUGUUCAAUUUCCUCAAACAAAUAUUCUGGUUGCUACUGAAGCUAUACCUUAUAGUUGGUCAAUGAUUGUUUCUAUACGUUUGAAUAGUACUAAUAAACAUGCAUGUAGUGGAUCAAUUUUAUCUCAAUCUUAUAUUUUAACAUCUGCAUCUUGUAUUGCUAAUGUACCAUCAUUUGGUAUUAAUAUUGUAGCUGGUAUUCAUAAUUAUUCAGAAGAUGAUGCAACAUAUCGAAAAGUGGAUCAAAUAUUUUUACAUCCAGACUAUAUAGGAAUAUCAAAUAAUUACGCAAAUGAUAUUGCAAUUUUGCAUAUAUCUCAAUCGUUAGAUUUCGAUAUUAAUCCUUUUAUUAGUCGAAUAUGUUUACCUGAAAAAUUUGAAUCAAUAGAGAAUCCAAUGAAUUAUCCACAACCUGGAACACGUUUAGCACUUAUCGGAUGGGGAUCUAUGAGUUGUCAAAAUAAAACUAAUCAUGAUUUACUUCAACAAAUUCAAAUAUAUUCUAUGAAUCAUGCAGAUAAAUCUUGUUUUGUAUUGGAGAAACAUCGUAAUACUCAAUUUUGUGCAGGAAUAGAAGAAGAUGGGAUAGUUCCAUGCGUUGGGGAUCCUGGAAGUCCAAUAUUUGAAUGGUUGACAGAUCGUUGGCAACAAGUUGGAGUUGCAUCACAUAUAAUCGAUUGUGUUCCAUUUAGAUAUUCAGGAAUCUAUACACGAAUUAUAGAAUAUAAUGAUUGGAUUCAAUCAAUCAUUAGUAAUUGUUCAAUAACAUCUUCAUCAACAUCAACACUAACUACUGUUAUUACUACUACGACAACUGCAAAAUCUUCUGUCUCAUAUCAAUGUAAUACAACAUCAACAUGUGGUUGUGGCAGUACUCCUGUAUCUUUAACACCAUCACGUAUAGUUGGUGGUGAAAAUGCUUUGGAAUCAAGUUGGCCCAUGAUAGUUUCAAUGCGUUGGAUUCUUGAUGAUUAUCAUCGUUGUGGUGGAACUAUAUUAUCUAAUUCUUAUAUUCUUACUGCUGCUCAUUGUCUUCAUGGCUUUGUAUCAAAUCCACCCAUUGGUGUUACUAUUGCAGUUGGUAUGACAAAUAUUUCAGAUUCAAAACAAAUUCGACGUACUGUUGAUCAUAUUUAUAUUCAUCCGAACUAUAUUGGUAGACAAGAUAAUUAUCGUCAUGACAUUGCUUUAAUGCACAUUAAUCAAUCAUUAAUGAUUGACCAUAAUCGAAUUUUAACAAAAACGUGUAUACAUCGUGUCAAUCCACCAAUGUUGAACAAUCAAUAUAUAAAAAAUGGUGCACGUCUUACUGUAAUUGGAUGGGGUGAAACGAAACAGAAUCAUUUUCAGUCACCUACAAUUCUUCAACAAGCAGAAGUUUAUGCAAUUGAUAAUGAAAAUUCGAUAUGUAGAGCAGCAAUGAAUGAUUCAGAAAUACAAUUCUGUGCUGGAUUACCAGAAGGUGGAAAAGACUCUUGUCAAGGUGAUUCAGGUGGACCUAUAUUUCAAUGGACAGGACAAUAUUGGGAACAAGUUGGUAUUGUUUCACAUGGAAAUGGUUGUGCACAACCUGGUUAUCCAGGUGUUUAUACUCGAUUAUCAUUUUAUUAUGAUUGGAUUAAUGAUAUUCUAAAAAAUGAUAAUGAACAUUUGGAACCACAAUUUUCAUCCUAUGAAACUUCAACAAAACCUGAUACGACGACAACAAUUAAUGAAGCAACACCACAUACAAAAAGUUAUGCUCAUAAUCAUCAAGAAAAAGUUCUUACUUUUGCGAUAAUUGUUUGUUUUCUUCAGUAUUAUUUUAUGAUAAACACUUUAUAA
Molecule: messenger RNA, 2820 nt
Organism: Rotaria sp. Silwood2
Lineage: Eukaryota; Metazoa; Rotifera; Eurotatoria; Philodinida; Philodinidae
Source: the annotation of a GenBank genome assembly